This is a messenger RNA of Mugil cephalus (flathead mullet), 470 nucleotides long. Its product is annotated as relaxin-like. The record is from RefSeq and is a predicted model, not a curated record. Bases 23 to 337 code for a protein of 104 amino acids. The transcript has 2 exons. Lineage: Eukaryota; Metazoa; Chordata; Actinopteri; Mugiliformes; Mugilidae. Gene Ontology annotation, molecular function: hormone activity. Gene Ontology annotation, cellular component: extracellular region.
UAUUGUCCUCAGAAUAAACAACAUGAGAUCCUUACCCUUGUUUGCCAUGCUGCUGUGCAUGCUGUGUGCAGCACACGUUCAGGCACAAGAUAGCAAAAACCCAUUGAGGCUGUGUGGUCGAGCGCUUCUUCGGGCGGUGGUGUACACGUGUGGAGGAUCCAGGUGGAGAAGACAGAUGGGAGAGCAGGAGAUUUUACCAAAUGUCAACAAAGAGCCAGACCUCAAGAUGAGAAAUGUGCAAGCGUUCGAUCGUCAUUGGCGGGACCAAAGCCACGCUCUAAUGACAGAGUGCUGUCAACAGGGCUGUCGAAGGAGCGACCUCAUCAUGCUCUGCUAGAGGAAUGACGCCUUUUUGGGGAUCAUCAGUCUGACAUUCAUAAGUUAAAAUAUAACCUGUAGAACGCUGUUAGGAUGUUGUGAUUUCAUUUUCCACGCUAGCAAAAAUAAUAAAAAAAUAAUAACACCGUGAA